Molecule: messenger RNA, 2310 nt
Organism: Pyricularia grisea
Lineage: Eukaryota; Fungi; Ascomycota; Sordariomycetes; Magnaporthales; Pyriculariaceae
Exons: 1
Coding region: 1-2310 (769 amino acids)
Biological process (GO): ribosome biogenesis
Cellular component (GO): nucleus
Molecular function (GO): ATP hydrolysis activity; RNA binding; ATP binding
Source: RefSeq, a predicted model, not a curated record
AUGAUGGCCAGGCAAAGAACAACUCUUCGUCACAACGUCGACCGUGACGUGUAUCAAAUUGUGAAAAAAUUGGAGGGCGAUGGUGAGGGGAAUCGUAGGAGUCGUCUCACCGUCACAUCGGUCUAUGAGAGCAUCAAAGGCUCGAACUCCAGUCUGGCCAGGCAGAAAAGACGACCACUGGAGGACUCGAUAGAGCGGGUGCUCACCUACAGAAAAGAGGAGCUGAAGGCAGACGAAGAUGCAGGGGACUCGGAUGAGGCGUUGGAGCGGGAGGUUGCCGCUGCAGAGGCCAAGGCUGCCGCGAAGAGGGAGCGCGACGCAUUCCUGCUGAACAGGCAAAUGACAAAGCAUUGGGACUUUGGCGGGAGCAAGACAGUCGAGUCCCCCUCUGGCACCUCGGGGCCCAGUGAUGCCGCUGUGCAACCGACCGGCGCUCUUUCGGGGACCGAGGCCACGCCGGCGAGCAUGGAGGUGGACGAGCCCGUCGAGAGGUUGCCCAACGGAGAACCAAAGCUCAAACGGAAACGGAGGACGCGGUCGAUCAAAGAGGCGGCGGUCGUGCCCGAGGUCUUCAACGGCCCCAAGCUCGAGGACAUGGGCGGCAUCUCCCAGAUCCUCGAGGCCCUCGAAAAGCCGCUGGUGCUGCCGCUUCGAAUGGGCGAGGAGUAUGCCAGGAUGGGCCACAAGCCGCAGGCCGCCAUCCUGCUACAUGGGCCCUCUGGUACGGGCAAGACGGCCGUAGUGCGGGCCCUGGCAGACACCCUGCAGUGCGCAUUCGUGCCCGUCUCGGCGACGUCGCUGGUCAGCGGCAUCUCGGGUGAGUCCGAGAAGAACAUCCGCGAGGCCUUUGACGAGGCCAUCCGCCUGGCUCCCUGUCUGCUGUUCCUCGACGAGGUCGACGUGGUGGCCGGCAAGAUGGACGGCGCGCAAAAGGCCAUGGAGGUCCGCAUGUCGUCCGAGAUCAGCCAGGGGCUGGACAAGAUCGUCAGGUGCACGUCGCCCGGCCGAAAUGUCGUGGUGAUUGCCGCCACAAACAGGCCCGACAGCAUCGAGCCGACAGUCAGGCGGCGCUUCCAGGAGCUGGAGAUGAGCAUGCCCGACGAGGCCGCCAGGGAGUCCAUCCUGCGCACCAUGACCAGGAACAAACGUCUCAGCGACGAUGUCGACUUUACAGCCCUUGCGAGACUUACGCCAGGCUACGUCGGCGCGGAUCUGGCCACUGCGGUCGACUUCGCCGCCAGCGAAGCAAUGAUGGGUGUUUACACGGCCAAGAUUUCAAAGUUGACAGCGGUCGCUACGGAAUCACCCAGCGUGGUCGAUAGGAUAAGGCUCCCUUGGACGCUCCCUGCAGAGAGCAACGAAGCUCCUCCUGCCGACAAUCAGGAGAUGCAAGUGGAUCAGAAUGACGAGGAUGUUUGCAUCACCUUUGCGCAUCUCAAGCAAGCCAUCUCUAGAAUACAGCCAGCUGCCAAGCGCGAGGGCUUCAGCACGGUACCAAACACGACCUGGGCCGAGGUGGGAGCCCUCCAAAACGUCCGCAAGAAGCUCGAGUACGCCAUCGUCCAGCCCAUCGAGCGUCCGGAAAAGUUCGCUGCUCUGGGCAUCAAGCCCUCUGCUGGAAUCCUCCUCUGGGGUCCCCCGGGCUGCGGUAAGACGUUGGUGGCCAAGGCGGUGGCCAACGCCUCCAAGGCGAACUUCAUCUCUAUCAAGGGCCCCGAGCUGCUGAACAAGUACGUGGGCGAGUCCGAGUACAACGUCCGGCAGCUCUUCUCGCGGGCCAAGUCCUCGGCCCCCUGCAUCCUCUUCUUUGACGAACUCGACGCCCUCGUCCCCACCAGGGACUUUACCAUGUCGGGCGCCACGUCGCGCGUGGUCAACGCGCUGCUGACCGAGCUCGACGGCGUCGGCGACCGCCAGGGCAUCUACGUCAUCGGGGCCACGAACCGUCCCGACUCGAUCGACGAGGCCAUCCGGAGGCCGGGACGGUUGGGCACAGAUAUCUACGUGGGCCUGCCGACCCCAGAGGACCGCUGCGACAUCCUGAGGACCAUCUACGAGACCACGGUUCCCGGUGGCCAGGCCCCCGAGGCGGUCCGCAAGACUAUCGAGCGCGUGGCCAGGGAUCCGAGGUGUGGCAAGUUCACCGGCGCUGAUCUGCGGCAGCUGCUGACGGCGGCGUCGGAGGCCUGCAUGAUCAGGGUCCAGGACGACGAGGCCCCUGUCAUAUCCGACGAGGACUGGGAGCGGGCGUUGGACGAGGUCAAGCCAAGUGUGAAGGAUAUUGACAAGUAUAUGGAGGCGAUGAAGUGA